Molecule: messenger RNA, 1402 nt
Organism: Frieseomelitta varia
Lineage: Eukaryota; Metazoa; Arthropoda; Insecta; Hymenoptera; Apidae
Gene: ninaA
Product: peptidyl-prolyl cis-trans isomerase B
Exons: 5
Coding region: 39-797 (252 amino acids)
Biological process (GO): protein folding; protein peptidyl-prolyl isomerization
Cellular component (GO): intracellular membrane-bounded organelle
Molecular function (GO): peptidyl-prolyl cis-trans isomerase activity
Source: RefSeq, a predicted model, not a curated record
GCUUCUGAUCGCAUUUAAGCGGCGUCCGGUGUUGAGCGAUGAAGGUGGAUCUGUCAGAGAAUCCGGAGCACUCGGGACGCAAUCGUAAAGCGAUGAAGAUCCUGUUGGCGGUGGCUUGCCUGGUCGCGUUGGCCGCAACUUUAGAGAACGACAACCUCACCGUCACCGAUCAAGUAUUCCUGGACGUCAUGAUAAACGAUCAUCCAGCGGGAAGAAUCGUCGUCGGGUUAUUCGGCGACGUCGUCCCUAAGACGACGAAGAAUUUCAUCGCUUUGGCCACUUAUGGGGUAGGAGGGAAAACGUACAAGGGUAGCAGGUUUCAUCGAGUAAUUAAGAAAUUUAUGGUGCAAGGCGGAGACAUAGAGAAUGAUAACGGCACUGGAUCGAUCAGCAUUUAUGGAAAAUACUUUGACGACGAGAAUUUCGAUAUUGGACACAAUGGACCCAUGUACGUGAGUAUGGCGAACGCCGGGAAGGAUACGAACGGCUGUCAGUUCUUCAUUACAACUGUGCCCACACCGUGGCUGGAUGGGAAACACACUGUAUUUGGAAAGGUAAUCCAAGGGGAGGAUGUAGUUUUCAAGAUCGAACAGACGAAAACGGAUGCUGACGAUGUGCCGAUUAAACCUGUGAUCAUCUUCGAAUGUGGGUCUCUCCCUACCUCCUCUCCAUUUAAAGUGGACGACAACAUUUACAAUAUUUGGGCGUGGAUAAAAGCAACGUCUAUACCAUUGAGUUUCAGCUUCUCGAUUCUCGCCUUUUUCCACUAUAUCAUGAAGAAAUUAGAUGUUGAUUAACUGUCUCAUAGUUACAUACAAAUACAUCAAAUUUUUAAAUUCGAGAAGAACAAAAAUUAUAAUUCGAUGGAUCGUAUCAUCGGAAAAGUCGACGAUCAAAAUUUUACUUGAAAAUUUUAUAAUUAUUAAAAAGAGAGGGAAAUAAGAAGACAAAAGUAUUCAUCUAAAAUAAAUCUACAAAGUUAAAUUGGGGUCUGAAACUACGAAGAGUUAGGCUUGCAAAUUAUGAUCUGCUAGUAUUUGUUCUAACGAAAAAAAAUUCAAUUAAAUCGCAACACUAGCACAGGUAAUGAACUACUAUUGCCAUCUAGCAGCAACUCGAUGACACUGUUCUCUCGCAUUUGCAGUUAAGAAAUAUGCAAAUAUUUAUCUUACCUGAAUAAUUCGCGUUCUUUGUCUAACACCUCCAUCAUUCUGUAAUCCUAUUAACAUCCUAUGAACAUCAGCAGCAAUAGGAGCUAAAACUAUGAUCUCGUAUCAUCUUCAGUCUUCUUUAUACGAUUUUCAACCAUACUUGAAAACCUCCAUCAUAAUUCUAACUUCCCAUUCGUUUCUAAGCAGAGUAUUAACAGCAAAAUUAAACUAAUAAAUAAAGGAUGAAGUCA